Molecule: messenger RNA, 829 nt
Organism: Apaloderma vittatum (bar-tailed trogon)
Lineage: Eukaryota; Metazoa; Chordata; Aves; Trogoniformes; Trogonidae
Product: calcium/calmodulin-dependent protein kinase type II subunit alpha
Exons: 11
Biological process (GO): protein phosphorylation
Cellular component (GO): cytoplasm; neuron projection
Molecular function (GO): calcium/calmodulin-dependent protein kinase activity; calmodulin binding; ATP binding
Source: RefSeq, a predicted model, not a curated record
UAUGCGGCCAAGAUCAUCAACACCAAGAAGCUGUCUGCUCGAGAUCACCAGAAGCUGGAACGAGAAGCCCGGAUCUGCCGUCUCCUGAAGCACCCCAACAUCGUGAGGCUCCAUGACAGCAUCUCUGAAGAGGGCCACCACUACCUGAUAUUUGACCUGGUCACUGGCGGGGAGCUGUUUGAGGACAUUGUGGCCAGGGAGUACUACAGCGAAGCGGAUGCCAGCCACUGCAUCCAGCAGAUCCUGGAGGCUGUCCUGCACUGCCACCAGAUGGGGGUGGUCCACCGUGAUCUGAAGCCUGAGAACCUGCUGCUGGCAUCCAAGCUGAAGGGGGCUGCCGUCAAGCUGGCUGACUUUGGCCUUGCCAUCGAGGUGGAGGGGGAUCAGCAAGCGUGGUUUGGUUUCGCUGGUACUCCAGGAUAUCUCUCCCCUGAGGUGCUCCGAAAGGACCCUUAUGGCAAAGCUGUGGACCUGUGGGCUUGUGGCGUCAUCCUCUACAUCCUGCUGGUCGGGUACCCGCCCUUUUGGGAUGAAGACCAGCACCGACUCUACCAGCAGAUCAAGGCUGGGGCUUAUGAUUUCCCCUCCCCUGAAUGGGACACGGUCACUCCGGAAGCGAAAGAUCUCAUCAACAAGAUGUUGACCAUAAACCCGUCCAAGCGCAUCACGGCAGCGGAGGCUCUGAAGCACCCCUGGAUAUCGCACCGUGCCACUGUGGCAUCAUGCAUGCACAGGCAGGAGACAGUGGACUGUCUGAAGAAGUUCAAUGCCCGGAGGAAGCUGAAGGGAGCCAUCCUCACCACCAUGCUGGCCACCAGGAACUUCUCCG